Molecule: messenger RNA, 1351 nt
Organism: Eutrema salsugineum
Lineage: Eukaryota; Viridiplantae; Streptophyta; Magnoliopsida; Brassicales; Brassicaceae
Product: jasmonate O-methyltransferase
Exons: 4
Coding region: 48-1226 (392 amino acids)
Biological process (GO): methylation
Molecular function (GO): S-adenosylmethionine-dependent methyltransferase activity
Source: RefSeq, a predicted model, not a curated record
UCUGUCUCAGAAAGAGGCAUAGAGAGAAAGAGGGAGAGAAAAACAAAAUGGAAGUAAUGAAAAUUCUUCACAUGAACAAAGGAAACGGUGAUACGAGUUAUGCCAAAAAUUCUAUCGUUCAGAGCAACAUAAUAUCAUUAGGCAGAAGAGUGAUGGACGAGGCCUUGAAGAAGCUAAUGAUGAGCAAUUCAGAAAUUUCGAGCAUUGGAAUCGCCGACUUAGGCUGCUCCUCGGGUCCCAACAGUCUCUUGUCCAUCUCUAACAUCGUACAAACAAUUCAAAACUUGUGUGCUCAUGACCUGGACCGUCCAGUCCCUGAGCUCAGAGUCUCUCUCAACGACCUCCCUAGCAAUGACUUCAACUACAUUUUUGCUUCGUUGCCGGAGUUUUACGACCGGCUUAAUAAGAGAGACAAUAAUAAGAAGGAAGGUUUAGGGUUCGACCAAGGAGGACCGUGUUUUGUGUCGGCGGUUCCUGGCUCUUUCUACGGCCGUUUGUUUCCUCGCCGGAGCCUUCACUUUGUUUAUUCUUCUUCUAGUUUGCACUGGUUAUCUCAGGUUCCAUGUGGUGAGUUGGACAAGGAAGCUGGAGUGGCCAUAACAGCUGAUUUAGACAACAGAGGGAAAAUAUACUUAUCAAAGACAAGUCCUAAGAGUGCACAUAAGGCCUAUGCUCUUCAAUUCCAAACCGAUUUCUCGGUGUUUCUAAGAUCGCGAUCCGAAGAGUUGGUCGCUGGAGGCCGAAUGGUUUUAUCAUUCCUCGGUAGAAGCUCACCGGAUCCAACAACCGAAGAGAGUUGCUAUCAAUGGGAACUCCUAGCUCAAGCUCUUAUGUCCAUGGCCAAUGAGGGUAUCAUCGAAGAAGAAAAUAUCGAUGCAUUCAACGCUCCUUACUAUGCUGCGAGCUCCGAAGAAUUGAAAAUGGCGGUAGAGAAAGAAGGUUCUUUUUCGAUCGAUCGACUUGAGAUUAGUCCGGUUGAUUGGGAAGGUGGGAGUAUCAGCGAGGAGAGUUAUGACAUAGUGCGCUCCAAGCCCGAAGCCCUAGCUAGUGGACGAAGAGUGGCUAAGACCAUACGUGCCGUGAUAGAGCCGAUGCUAGAACCUACAUUUGGUCAACAUGUGAUGGACGAACUUUUUGAAAGGUAUGCGAAGAUUGUGGGAGAGUACGUCUAUGUGAGUUCGCCUCGAUACGCCAUUGUUAUUGUUUCACUCGUUAAAACGGGUUGAUCAUGUCAUAACCUAUAUGCUUGUUUACUUGUCUUUGGACCUACAAUGACAUGAUCAUUUCAUACCUUUUAACUAAUGAAGGAUAUGUAAUGUCAUUCGAGCUUAAAAUAAUAAAAAAAAAAUGU